Populus nigra (black poplar) is the source of this 1009-nucleotide messenger RNA. RefSeq lists its product as uncharacterized. The coding region runs from base 220 to 777 and encodes 185 amino acids. The record is from RefSeq and is a predicted model, not a curated record. The transcript is spliced from 2 exons. NCBI's taxonomy places the organism in Eukaryota, Viridiplantae, Streptophyta, Magnoliopsida, Malpighiales, Salicaceae.
UGUGUCUGCGUCGCCUGAAAUUGUUGGCCUAAGUGCAAAAUGCAAUAGACAGCGCACUAUGGAUGGUUGUCAUUUUGAGAGAUUACAAGGCCACGUGGCUUCUUCUCAAACAUGAUAAGCUUCUAGUUAGAGAGUUCGACUAUAUUCAUUUCAUCAUCUGGCUUGUUUUGUCAUUUCUCCUCCCAUCCAUAUCAUAUUCAUAGCCUAACCUAAUUAGCCAUGGAAGAAUCAGCCAAGAAACUGGAGCUCAUUGAUCAAGCAAUCAAGAAGCUCUUAGCAGAGAAAAGAAACAAAGAAACCUCUUGUGAUGAUGGUCUCCUCCCGGAUGAUAGUGAUCAGCUUCUCUCCAAGUUACUUUCUGAGUUGGAAUCACUAAAAGGGGAUGAUGCCAAACUUGUGCAAUCUGAGCUAUCAUCUGCAACGGAGGAUGUAAAUUCUCCUGCAAUCGGUGAAGCGGUGUCAAAACAUGGGGAAGAAGGUCCUGCGUAUGGUGGCAGCAGGGAGAAUGCUGCAGCUGAAGAGAUAGUGAAAGAGCUUAGAAAAGUGAGGAGGCAGAAUUUUGUUACUCAUUGCCUUCUUUCAAUGAUGAUUGUCCUCACUGUUGCCUGGCAGGUAUCUGAGGUGUCCCUCAUUUUGAAAGUUAAAGAUGGGAUGAGACACCCGUUUAAAUCCUUUGGAAGCAUGUUAACUGGGAUGCUGAAAGAUCCCAGAGCCCAUGACCAAGAUUCAGAAAAACAGCAGUCAGAAGAGGUUCCUGUCAACGUUCCUCCUCUUUAAAUUCUGGAGCUUCCGCGUAUCGAUUUAGGUUCUAAUGGUGAAAAGCACUCGUAACAUCUGGAGUGCAUUUGAAAGCGAACCCAGGAAGGGUAAUUUAUCAUGCUCUUCCCUGGUAUAUGAUCUGUAAUGAUUCAUCGCUAAAGUGAAGGGCCAGAACUCUGCCUAUGCGAUGCAUUAUUGUAAUUGCAUGUUCAGAUUUUCUAGAAACCAAAUGUUAACAGUCUUCAUGGCA